Dracunculus medinensis (Guinea worm) is the source of this 687-nucleotide messenger RNA. Lineage: Eukaryota; Metazoa; Nematoda; Chromadorea; Rhabditida; Dracunculidae. The record is from the annotation of a GenBank genome assembly.
AUGCUGCCUGGUUCAUCGGUCCAUUUUUCUGAGUUUAAGGAUCAACGAGAACGCAAACCGAAAUGUGCUCGAUGCAGGAAUCAUGGUCUUGUUUCAUGGCUUAAGGGCCAUAAGAAAUAUUGCGCAUUCAAAAACUGUAUUUGUGAGAAAUGCAAUUUGAUUGCGGAACGCCAAAGAGUGAUGGCUGCACAAGUAGCACUGAAACGGAAACAGGCAGCUGAAGAUGCCAUAGUUCUGGGACUUCGAGUCGUGUCAGGCGAAUGCACAUCUAUGGAUCUACCACAAGGUCCACUAUGGCCCUUUCAACAAGUUCCUGCACAAGAAGAAUACCAUGAAAAAAAUUUGACAACAAUGAUUAAAAGUCCUCCUCCUUUGCCUGAAUCAACUACAACUGAAAUGAAUACCACUGACCAAUCGGAGCGGCGACAUCUUGAAAAAUUAUCUUCUCUAGAGCUAUUGCAUGUUCUGUUCGCAGAUCAAGAAAAACGAGUGCUGGAGCUUGUACUUGAGGGAUGUAAUGGUGAAGUAUUAAGAGCAAUUGAAUAUCUUGUAUGUUUACGAAAAUCCACGGAAGUUAAAACUUCUCGUUAUGAUUUUUCUAUGAAUAAUCUUUUAUCUGAGAAGAAAAACUCAAAUUUUCUUUUUUGGAUAGUCUUUGAGUGUAUGAAUUUUGCUUUUAGCAGUUGA